AGGGGGAAAGACCUCUCUCGUGCUUGGAGACUCAAAUUACAAGGUGACAGAUUGUGUAGGGGAGUCAGUAGAGGCUACAAUUCAUCCCACAGAUCCCUCGCAGCAUCUCAUGUGGACAUACCCCUGGGUAGACAGGCAACAGGAGGUAUGGUGUGGGUGGGGGCUUGUGGUUGGGCCUGCUGCUUUUCCUGAACUCCAGAGCUGAAUCCUCCGGAUCUGAGCAGAGGGAGUCAUCUAAGAGACUGCUGUUUUACAAGGUCUGGGCACAGAGCUGCCCCUCCCUUCCCCCCUGAAGUUUGCACGGAGUGCAGUUAGGCUGUAAUUAGAGGAUCUGGGAGGAGAAGUCUCCUGGUGACGCUUUGCUUUUCUUCUGCUCUUGGUGAGAAGUGCCUCCUUCAUCCUCGGAUCAGGACCUCUGCCAUCUAGCACCACAAAGAGACAUUCUGCACACACGCGCUCCAACACACACACCCAUACCCACACCCACACCACACUCGCCCAGAGACAAACUUAAGGUCAGGAGGAGCAUUAGCCUCACUUCAUCUCCAACUCCCAGCUAAGUGGGACUCGAAGCUUCUCAACUGGGAUUCAGGACAAGCAAAGAAGAGUCUGAGCUACAAGGAUGAGAAGUCUACUUUUCCUGGUGCUGAUCUCAGUCUGUUGGGCUGACCACCUUUCAGACAGCUACACUCCGGAUCAAGACAGAGUUAUUCAUAUCCAAGCAGAAAAUGGCCCCCGUCUACUUGUGGAAGCAGAACAAGCCAAGGUCUUCUCUCACAGAGGUGGCAACGUGACACUGCCAUGUAAAUUUUAUCGAGACCCUACAGCAUUUGGCUCAGGAAUCCACAAAAUCCGCAUCAAGUGGACCAAGCUAACUUCAGAUUACCUCAGGGAAGUGGAUGUCUUCGUUUCCAUGGGCUAUCACAAGAAGACCUAUGGAGGCUAUCAAGGUCGAGUGUUUCUCAAGGGAGGUAGUGAUAAUGAUGCCUCCCUGGUCAUCACAGAUCUCACCCUGGAGGAUUAUGGGAGAUAUAAGUGUGAGGUGAUUGAGGGGCUAGAAGACGAUACUGCUGUGGUGGCAUUGGAGUUACAAGGUGUGGUGUUCCCUUACUUUCCACGACUGGGACGCUACAAUCUUAACUUUCACGAGGCACGCCAGGCUUGUCUGGACCAGGAUGCUGUGAUCGCUUCUUUUGACCAGCUGUACGAUGCCUGGCGGGGUGGGCUCGACUGGUGCAAUGCUGGCUGGCUCAGUGACGGAUCUGUGCAAUAUCCAAUCACCAAACCACGAGAGCCCUGUGGGGGCCAAAACACGGUGCCUGGAGUCAGGAACUACGGGUUUUGGGACAAGGAUAAAAGCAGAUAUGAUGUUUUCUGUUUUACAUCCAACUUCAACGGCCGAUUUUACUACCUGAUCCACCCCACCAAGCUCACCUACGAUGAGGCAGUGCAAGCUUGUCUCAAUGAUGGUGCUCAGAUUGCGAAAGUGGGCCAGAUAUUUGCCGCCUGGAAGCUUCUGGGCUAUGACCGCUGCGAUGCAGGCUGGCUGGCGGACGGCAGUGUCCGCUACCCUAUUUCUAGGCCAAGAAGGCGCUGCAGUCCUACUGAGGCUGCAGUGCGCUUCGUGGGUUUCCCAGAUAAAAAGCAUAAGCUGUACGGGGUCUAUUGCUUCAGAGCAUACAACUGAGUGUGCCCUAGAAAGAGUCAGUUUUCGAGUUACGUGAAAGUUUUGUUUGUUUGUUUUUGUUUUUAAUAUGAACUCAUGCAAGUUACCAAAACUGUGAUAACCCUUUUUCACUUACUGUAAAGAGUCGUUUUCAUAAAGGCCAAUUCAUUCAUUUGUUUUGUAAAGCUAUCAGUCGAUACAUAUUAUAAAAUAAUAUAAGCAUAAAGGAAGCUAAAAAAAAACAAAAAACCGGCUUUGGAACCUAACUGGUUCAUGCUACGUCAUCCUAGCAAGAUGCCAUUUCACGAAUGGGAUAUGUUGUAGGCUGAGAACCACCAGGACUGAAUUAGGAAAAGUAAUGCUACUUGCCGCAGUAACUUCCACAAGCACAAAUUUUACAUAUUUGUACAAUUUUGAAAUGCACUUCGCUAAACAAAUUAGAACAACAAAUUUGAAAUACAGGCUUCUUUACAUAAACCAGGAUUCUGGGAGGUGCGAAAACUCAGUAUCAUAAGGGAACAACGGAGACUUUUUCUAAAAGUUAUACUUCAAGUCUCCAGUAUACAGAAUAGUUUACUCUUUAAAAUUUUACCUUUUUGACCAAAAAAUUCAUAUAGACUCAGAUGCAGAAUAAUAAAACCAGUUAGAACUCAUUUAUACAAAGUAUCAACUUAAGUACACUGAUAAUGCUUUACCAAUGAAAGAGUCCUACCUUCUAAUUAUCAUUACCUAUCUGAGAAGACUUGGUUCAUUAUUUUUGAGUAGCUUUACUUAAUCAUAUUUAAAUUCUAAGAACCUUUGCUAAGCAGUAUUUAGAAUCUACUCAGGGCAGUUAAAACGAUAAACUGCUGGACAGAAAACAUGUAAAAUGUAGCAGCUUGAUUUUUAUGUUAGCUUAUGAAACAUUAUUGUUCUAUAAAAAUAAUUUUAAUCUAUUUAAUAUUUCUUAUUUACAUUACAUGACAAAAACUAUCAAAUGACUCAAUAACUCUACACUUGCCUAACUAAGAAAUAAAGACUCAACUUCCAAAAUUGUUCUUGUUUGUAUCCACAAUACAGUGCCCAAAUAAGACCUGUAUUUAUAGAAGAAAGGGAAAAAUACAUUUCUAAAUAGUCUCUCAAGUAGGAAAUACAGUCACUGUCAGUUUCCUUUCUAGUUGGAAUUUGGUAAAAAUAAAAUACUGGCAUUCUCAUAGCAGACUUUACACCUCCAGGCUUUAAGUGAAAAGUUAAGCCCAGGUUCAGAAAAGUAACUUCCAGUAUUAGCAACUCCAGUCUUAAAUUGAAAUUUCUUUUUAUGACUGCUAAGACCCCCAAAGGGACCAAUAUUUGUAUUCAAGUAAUAUUUCUGGUUUCCCAUUAUUUCACAGUGAAUUCUUGUGAGUGGGCCUUAGUACAAUAAUCCGAGUACAACAUAGCUGGUAUGCUGUCAUCAAUGUUUUUAUGUAGAUUUCCCCUCAUGAACACAACUAAAUAAAUCUGUUUCCUGAAUUGACCGUGGUUGCAUUUAAAGCUCUGUAAUAACUGUAAUAAAAAUGCUCUAUAAAUAUAGAGUUAUGUGUGUGGAAGGUAUAGAACAGUUGGAAGUCCAUGAAACCAUAACUAUCAUGAUAUCUUAUCUAGAUUAAAAUACUGUAAGUAAAAAUAGAACCUUUCUUUCAGAUGCUUAAACCAUGAUAAUGCAUGCAGUCAUAAGUUAGGAUAUGCAAAUUACACAAACAUAUAUAUCCAAAGAAAAUGUGGGUUUUCACUCAAACAGUGCUGAUAUAAAUUGAACUCAGACUUCUAAGCAAAACAUAAAUUAAAGAGACUGAAUGGUCUAUGAUAUAAUGAAUAUAUUACUUAAGGAGGAGACUCCAAACUAGUUCCCCAAACACCUUACAGGCUGGGCUAAGCUCUCUGGAGGAAGAUCAUACUUGAACAAUCAUUAACUAUAUUGCAAGAAUUUUGUCUGCAAUGCAAGUAGAUAAAUUUUAUACUGAAGUAAGUGCAUUCCUUUCAGUGAUUGUCAUAGAACUCCACAUUACCGUGCAGUAGCAUUUCUUAACUUUUGAAUACUUUAGUAUAGGAAACGGUGCUGAUCAAAAUCUCCAAAGUGACUGUUAGCUGAGGUAUAUCUAUACCAAUUGCAUACCAUUUGUCCAUUCUUGACAACAUCCUAGAGUGAACACUGCUGGGCAGAGUUUUUAACUUCUAAUUUCACACAAAGGACCAGAAUCUUCAUGCCCUUUGAGCUCCAAAUUGAAAGGAGUCUUUUAAUGUUCUCAUCUUGCUGUUUUCACUCCACCAAAUAAUCUAUUUUCCUAUUUCAUAUCUCAUUAUAAAUGUCUUCGAAAGUAAAAAGUUGUCCUAGCACAGUUCCUAGCAGAAAGUUGACUUAACACUAUCUAAUUCAGAAAUCAUUUUGUAGACUUCAAGAUUCCCAGAGUAUCAAGGUGAAGAGAAGACAGAUAGACUACAAAAUAAUGAAAACAUUUUCAAGUAUGGCCCACAUAUAAAGAACAGGAUAGAUCUAUAAAUUUUACUGAAACUCCUUGAUUUGAAACCUCUAAGCAAAAUGAACCAAUAAAUUUAAAAAUAUAUGCAGGGAUGAAGAUAAUUUGUCAUAUUAACACUGGAAGCCAUCUUUUAAUGACUGCUGCCAUAUUUUGUCACAGCAACUUUUAGCCAAAUAUAGUAUUUGUAAAUUUAAAUUUUCUUUCAUAUAAAGAGGGCCGGUACCUGUUAAAGUGCUAUUUUAUGCAGUAAGAUGGUCGCUUGUUAUUUUGGCAAUUAGUAGACUCAAAUAAGAUACCAAUUUGGUUGCUGGCAGCCAUACUGGAUUUCUUGAUUUCAGUACUCCUAAAAUAUGCUGGUAUCAGGGAGUAGCUGACCACUAAAAAAGGGAGGAUUAGAAGGGAAUCGGUUGUCAGGUUUGGUUUAGUCUUAGGUUUUUGUUUUGCUUUGUUUUUUGCUUUUUUUUUUUUCAUUUUGUUUGUUUCACUUUGAUUUUGCAUAGAAUGCUUAGAGAAAAGUCAAUUGACAGCUGACAACUUUUUCGAGAAUUUAAGUAUGUCAUUGCUCAAGACUGCCAACACAGUGUACAGCAAAAGCUAUGAAUAAUACAGAAGUCAGUAGGCCACUCAAUUAAAAGAAGGUCAAUAUUUAAAUGCAUUUAAUAGCUACUAAGUACAAGUUUGAGGAGAACUAAUGUGUAUUACAAAAAGAAUGUUUUCAUUUUCUGUAAGAUACAAUGAACUGAUGAACAAAUAUUAAAAGUCAAUUUUGCUUUACUACAGUAUCAUUCAAUUCUUCUGACUUGUAGAAUCAGUCAUUUUUCCUUGGGUCAAACUUGAUAAAUACAUCAUGCAUUCUUCUGUUGCUAGUGCAAUGCUUUGAAUGAGAACACACCCAAAUGAGUUAGAGUUUUGACAUUCAAACAAGAAAUUAUACUUCAGAACAUUCCCAUAAUUAUUUGGAAUAAAUUAAACAUUAUUAAAGAAAAAUUCCAAUAGUGAAAUCAAUUAAAUUUUCUUUUAGUGUGUAAACUCUUUCAAAAUGAGGGAUAUCAUAUUCAUUUUGUCAUCAUUUUUUAUAUAUUUUUAUUCUUGUCAUACAAAGUCUAUGAGGCAGGGUGAAAGAUUCUAUGGAGGUUCUUAGUCCCCAAAUAAAAGUAAUGAAACCA
Messenger RNA from Mastomys coucha (southern multimammate mouse), 5330 nucleotides. RefSeq names its product hyaluronan and proteoglycan link protein 1 (gene Hapln1). The record is from RefSeq and is a predicted model, not a curated record. Lineage: Eukaryota; Metazoa; Chordata; Mammalia; Rodentia; Muridae. Gene Ontology annotation, molecular function: hyaluronic acid binding. The transcript has 5 exons. Gene Ontology annotation, biological process: cell adhesion. The coding region runs from base 623 to 1687 and encodes 354 amino acids.